AAAUCAGUUUAUUUCUGUUCUGUUGAGUUGCAGGAACGCGUUCUUUUCUACUUUCCGUUCGGUUUAUUUCCUUAUUAUUAUUAUUCUUAUUACGAAUUAGUUUCAAGUUUGCGUUUUAUUAAUUUAUUCAUUUUUAAUAAGUACACAAAUCGAAUUGGAUGCAAAAAUAUUAUCCUAAUAUUAUUUGAUCGUUUUAUCGUACUUCGAAAUCGAAAUUGUUUUGUUUGUCGCUUUGUUUUGGGAAGAGUUUUCUCAAUCUGCCUCGAAUUGGUGCGGUUAUUACUAAAAAUAUAAAACCAAAAUAUCCGAAGAAAAUCGUUUCAUAAUCACGCCGAAAAUCGGAAAUCAGCGAUGAGUUAAAUUUCAUUUUGGUGCGAAAUAAGGCGAACAGUAAACUUUGGCCCGUAGUUAUUUCUCAUACGCACUGGAUGCCAGUAAGCAGUGGGGAAUCAUCCCGGCGCGCUUAAAACUAGGCUACAGAAAAUCAAACAUUAGGCAAUUUGGUUGCUUGGCGUGUGCAUCUAAAAAGGACUUUAUAGCAGUAUUAUAUCUACAGACACUUAUUGAACUUCUCCCUCUUUGAUUCUGUCUCUUGGCCAAGUUUUCGAGAAAGAAGCCCAGUAGCAUAAUCAUGGUUGAAGGACAGGUAGCCGUUCAACAACAACAGCAACAACCUUCGGGAGCUGGCGGUACCAAUAGCACCACCGGAUCAGGCCCAGGAUCGACGGCAUCCAACAAUGGCACCAACAGCCAAGCUCAAACAAACGGCGGCUCCACACCCGCCACUCCAGUGUCGUCGUCAGCUGGAUCCACAACAAACACAACUGGCGGACAGUGUGGGGCCAAUAGUGCGGCCCAAAACAACAACAACAAUAAUAACUCGGCCGCCAACAACAAUAAUAACAAUGAACCGGAUCCCAAGACCAACCUGAUUGUGAAUUACUUACCGCAGACUAUGUCCCAGGACGAAAUACGAUCACUGUUCGUUAGUUUUGGUGAGGUGGAGAGCUGUAAAUUGAUCCGCGACAAGGUGACAGGUCAAAGCUUGGGCUAUGGCUUCGUCAACUACGUGAAGCAGGAGGAUGCGGAAAAGGCUAUAAACGCCUUGAAUGGCUUGCGGCUUCAGAACAAAACUAUCAAGGUCUCUAUUGCUCGCCCCAGUUCCGAGAGCAUCAAGGGUGCAAAUCUCUAUGUAUCGGGUCUUCCAAAGAAUAUGACUCAGUCCGAUUUGGAAUCAUUGUUCAGUCCAUACGGCAAGAUCAUAACUUCGCGCAUACUAUGUGAUAAUAUCACUGGUCUCUCCAAGGGCGUUGGUUUCAUACGCUUCGAUCAGCGCUUUGAAGCCGAUCGUGCAAUCAAGGAGCUAAAUGGUACCACACCAAAGAAUUCCACCGAACCAAUCACCGUCAAGUUCGCCAACAAUCCCAGUAGCAACAAGAACAGCAUGCAACCGCUGGCAGCCUACAUAGCCCCCCAGAACGCGAGGGGCGGUCGAGCAUUUCCGGCGAAUGCCGCUGCAGGAGCAGCAGCCGCAGCCGCUGCAGCAGCCAUCCAUCCUAACGCUGGCCGCUACAGCUCUGUAAUCUCACGCUACUCUCCGUUGACAAGCGAUCUGAUCACCAACGGUAUGAUCCAAGGCAACACAAUUGCCAGCUCCGGGUGGUGUAUUUUCGUGUACAACUUGGCACCCGAGACGGAGGAGAACGUGUUAUGGCAGCUAUUUGGACCUUUUGGAGCUGUGCAGUCAGUCAAGGUGAUUCGUGAUCUUCAAAGCAAUAAAUGUAAGGGAUUCGGAUUUGUUACAAUGACCAACUACGAGGAGGCUGUGCUAGCCAUUCAGUCACUAAACGGUUAUACACUCGGCAACCGUGUACUUCAGGUCAGCUUCAAGACCAACAAGAACAAGCAAACGUAAUUAUUAACAAAGUUGGCUGCUGUUGUCAAUGCCAAUGCGACGGCGGCGGCUUUGGCGGCCAAUGGUCUAGUGCUCCACAAUCAACACCACCACAGCACCAUGGGCAACAUCAAAAACACGAACCACAACAACUGCACUGCGGCCUAUCCAUUUGGCAAAUACGCUAAUCAUAGCAACAACAGACAGCACAACAGCAACAUCCCUAGUAACAAUAGCAACACGAACAAGCCGAAGCCAACGAACUCGAGUAACAAGCAACAAAUAUUGCCUCCCCCGAAGAGGCCAGUUAGUAGCGACUCAGCAACAUCAUCUACCGUAGCAUCAACAACAGCAACUAUUCGUAGCAGUAAUGGCCACCACGAGUCCAACGGCGAUGCUACUGGAGCCACUGCCACCACCUCCACAUUUUCGUCACCGUCAUCGUCGACCAACAUCCUCAAGACCUCAACGAAAUUUGUAUACAACAAGCCCCAAAAUCACUUUGAGUUGUUGCAGCAGCAACUGCAGCUGCAGCAGGAGUUCGCCCAGUUCUUAACUAACGUGGCCAACAGCGCUGCUGCCGCAGCUACACCCAGCAACAGCUCAACUAGCUCAAUAAGCCAGCGAACCAAUGGAGGCAUCGGACUAGGCCUGGGGCAUCCGGUAACCAAUGCCCCCGGUGGCAGUUCUGGCAACAAAAACGCCAACAGUAGCAACGGGUAUAUGUCCGCCUGGUCCAAUUGGUUCUAUUAGAUUAAACCCUAAGAUUGUGGCCACUUUCUGAGCCAUCUUAGAAGCGACGAUUGCUUAGUGUGUUGCAACCGUCUCUUGUGACGGAGAACGUAUGUCAGCCGUUUUGUAAAAUUAUCUUAUCUGGGGCAUUCAUUUUCCGAGUCCUACGUUUUUUUUGUUUAUCACGCUAUAUAAAGAUAGUAACCCAUGUUUCAAAUAUUUCCCGUUUUUUGAUAUGAGAAACUAUUCUAAUUUCUGGUUUUUCUUAGGUUAGGCUUGAAAGCCAUCAUUAAAACAUUAUAGGAUGCAAUUUAGUUGCAGUUUUUAACGCUGCUAGUCAUCUCUUGCAAAAUAAAAGCUUCCAAAACGAUAAUAGAAAAGAAACUUGCUAAAUCUGUAGUUAAGUUUUUGUUUGAGAUUUAGAAGGAGGAUAUACUCAAUGGGAUGUUUUAAACGGAGAAUAUUAAGUGAAAUUUGAAGGCGUUGAAGCCAACAAUCCACCAAAGAAUGAAAAGCAAACUUGACAAAUAUUUAAGCUAUAAAUAAAUGUAUAAAUUGAGAUACGAAACAGAACUGAAUGUUUAAACAGAAACGUUUGGCUUAUAGUCAAACCAUUUUGCAAGAAGACAAUGCGGAAUGCGGAAUAAAUAGGAAUUACACAAAGCAAAACAAACAAGACAUACAUAUGUUUAUGUUUUAUAUAUUUAAUGUAUAACUUUUUGCUAAAAUAAAAGAUGUAUGCAUAAUAUUGUA
Drosophila ananassae is the source of this 3379-nucleotide messenger RNA. It is a transcript of the gene Rbp9, whose product is annotated as ELAV-like protein 2. The record is from RefSeq and is a predicted model, not a curated record. Gene Ontology annotation, cellular component: ribonucleoprotein complex. NCBI's taxonomy places the organism in Eukaryota, Metazoa, Arthropoda, Insecta, Diptera, Drosophilidae. Gene Ontology annotation, molecular function: RNA binding. The transcript has 8 exons.